AUGACCAAAGCCCUCUUGACCGUGCUUGUCGCAGGGCUCGCGCUCUUUGAUCCUGCGUCGGCCUUGCCUGGGAGAAGGCCAGAUAUUGCAGGCGUACGACUGUUCACGAAUUCUACCAGAAACACUACCAGCACGGCCCAUCGCAGCCCGAGCUCGAGUGUUGUCCUGCCCAGCAGUCAUGCCCGCUCUUCGAAGGCGUCUCCCAGUGCAGGCAGCUCGAUCAGCAGGGUUCUGACACCCUCUGCAGUUUCAUCUCCUGGAGCAUCGACCUCUGCAACUUCAUGGCCUUCUAGGGCAGCUGGUUCAUCGUACAUGAACCCAGCUGGUUCUACGACUGCAGCCAGUGCUCCGUCUGCAGUAUCACCCUCUGGAGCAUCACUCUCCGCAGCUUUUCCCUCUGCAGGUUCUCCCUCUGCAAUUUCAUCUCCUGGAGCAUCGGCCUCUGCAGUAUCACCCUCUGCAUCACUCUCUGGAGCUUCGCCCUCUGCAGCUUCAGGAACUUCUGCCAGAGCAACUGGUUCAUCGUACUCGAGCCCGGCUGGUUCUACGACUGCAGCCAGUGCCCCGUCUACAGCUCUGCCUUCUGCGGUGUCUCCCUCUGCAGGUUCAUCUCCUGGGACAUCGCUCUCUGCGGCUUCAACCUCUGCAGUAUCACCCACUGAAGCACCCUCUGGAGCUUCGCCCUCCCAAGUUUCGUCUCCUGGAACAUCGCCCUCUACAACUUCAGGGCCUUCAAGCGGGGCAGCUGCGUCAUCCACCUCGUCUAGCACGGCUGGUUCUACAACAACCACAUCUGGGGCACAUACAACAGAUACCGGAAGCUCGAAAGGCUCUACAACGGCACCUUCUACAACAGCACCUUCUACUACCACUUCGACCACUUCGACCACCGUCGCCUAUCUGACAGCUCCUUUUGUUGUCUCCGGCUCUAUCACCGUGCCUGCUCAGACCGCAAUCGAAUCGGGCACGUUCAGCACAACGACCUUGUCUGACCACACCGGCCCCCCAGACUCCUACUCCGCAACGACCGUCACCGGGUCGGACCACCACCCAACAAUUGUCCCGGUGUGGUUCGAUCAUCAUGGACAUCCUGUCGUUGUCUUUCCCGUGCAUAUCAGCGGCCCUCCAGGAAUCAUCCCGCCGCCGUCGGGAUUUCCAACGCUCGACAUCGGGCCUGAUGGCAAACCGACUCCAGAUCCGAAUCAGAAGCCGGAAGAAACCGCAAAACCGACGAAAGAGCCUGAGUCGACCACUGCCACUACUUCCUCAACAUCCACUUCGUCGUCGACGCCAACUCCAACUGCAUCUGCCACUCCAUACUUGAUUGUGCCCAAGGAUUCGGCCAGCAAAGCGGAAAGGGAGUCCUUCGACGCGAUCCUGACCGAGCAGGUCGGGAAAUCGAACAUCCAGAGCGCUACCGACUUCAGCGUCGGGAUUGCCUUCUGGAGAGCGCCUCUGAAUUCCACCCAGGUCAAACAAUUCUCCAGCAAUUCGAUCAUCGACUCGGUGGCUCCGGACGACUGGCUCUCGGUAGAUGACAUCGACGACCCAGAGGGGGACGAUUCGCUCUCAACGCGGUCUUUCGAGCCGGUUCUGGAUACUGGCAAAUCCUUCCAGUUCUGGAAACGCGCUUCUCCGAUCCAGCAGAAGAAUGCACCGCCCGAGUUGGCCGUCAUCUCGCAGCCGAAAAAUCAGCUGGUCCCCAGCAUCUCUAACGAAUACCAGUAUGAUCCGUCGGCGGGCAAGGGGAUCACCGUCUACGUCGUGGACUCGGGGGCCAGCACCCAGAAUCCCGAGUACAUCAACAUGCCGGGCAGCAAGCGAUGGCUCUUUCCGGGCUUUGGCAAGACGCCAGAUCACAACCAGGACGACAAGUUCAACCACGGGUCCUGUGUGCUGUCGAAAGUGGCCGGGCCCACGUUUGGCGUGGCCAAGAAUGUGGACGUGGUUGUGGUCAAGCUGCAGGCUGACACGACCAACGGGUUCAAGAUCCUCACGUCGACGUACAUGGACGCGAUGAUCGAGGUCAAGAACGACAUCCUGAACCGCAAACUGCAGGGAAAGGCCGUCAUCAACUGCUCCUUCGGCUUCUCCAUCCCCGCCAACGACCGCAAUGCGCAGAUCAUCAAGAAGCUGACGCAGGAGAUUGUACAGCUCGACGUGCCGUUCACCAUCGCAGCGGGCAACGACGCCAUGAGAGGCCGUCCCGACGUCGACCGCUAUCCGGCGCUGUGGGCGAACGACAUUGACGGGCUGAUUGUCGUCGGUGCCACCGACAACGACGGCAAUCUGGCCCCCUUUUCGCAAGGGGGGCCACUGGUCUCUGUCUGGGCGCCGGCGGACGGCAUCAGCUGUGCAGACAACGGCGCUGGCGUGGGUACGAACAGAAGAGGCACGUCCUUUGCGGCGCCGGCGGCGGCCGGGCUGGCAGCGUACUUCAUGGGCCUGCCAGGGAAUGGACUGGGGCAGCCAGGGUCGGGCAAGAUCGCAGCCAACGUGAAGAACCUGAUGGCAAGCCUGGCGUGGCCUCGAAAGAAGGGCGCGGCCGAGAAGGUCAUCUGGAAUAACCAGAAUGCGGGCUGCCAGCCAGGCGUUGUCCCUAAGCGUGAUGGUUCGGAUGCGUGUUCGUUGACGGCGAGCACUGACACCGCAACUGCAACUGGCUCUGCGAAGGCGACUGCUACCGGUUCUGCUGGCUCGAGUUCGACGGAGAGAGGCCCUACGAGCUCUACAGCAGCUCAGACACCUACAUCGAAGGCAGUUUCCACGAAGUCACCUUCUGCAACUCCUACACCAGAUCGUACAACCACAAGUCAUACGACUAGUCAUGCUACCAGCCACACACCAGAACAUACUACAAGUCAUACGACAAGUCCAACCACUAGUCAUACUACAAAUCAUACUAGUCCUGCAACAUCAAAAGCAGAUUCCACAACUACAACCACUCAUACUACUACGACAGAGGCAGAUUCAACCACCACGCAGAACCCCACGACAACAAACCCCCUCUUCUGCGCGCCUUCCAACUACCACGGCAUCCCAACAGGCGUCCCUCAAGCCGACACCCAAUCCCGCAUCGACAAGUUCUGCGGCGGGAUGAAGAAGGACGUCGCAAUCGGCGACGACAGCAUCUACCCCACCGAUUUCAGGUCCCUGUACUACCAGUAUUUCAUGCCGGGCCUGGAGGUGGUGCUGAACAUAUCCGUCGUGCAGGGUAAUUACUUCGUGAUCAACCAGACAGUCUGCCAGGAGGGGUUGAGCACGGUGCUGAACGGGUGUCCGCCGUUCAGUGCGCCGGCGGGCAAGGAGCUGAUCAAGUAUGGCGGCUCGUUGAGGGUGAGCAAUGGCACUGGGGGGGUUGCUGAUGUGCAGAUUAUCCUCCUGCCGGAUGAGAUGAUUUCAUGA
This is a messenger RNA of Rasamsonia emersonii CBS 393.64, 3405 nucleotides long. RefSeq lists its product as uncharacterized. The coding region runs from base 1 to 3405 and encodes 1134 amino acids. Gene Ontology annotation, cellular component: RNA polymerase II, holoenzyme. The record is from RefSeq and is a predicted model, not a curated record. The transcript has a single exon. Lineage: Eukaryota; Fungi; Ascomycota; Eurotiomycetes; Eurotiales; Trichocomaceae. Gene Ontology annotation, biological process: mRNA 3'-end processing; proteolysis. Gene Ontology annotation, molecular function: serine-type endopeptidase activity; RNA polymerase II complex binding.